CAAACCCGGCCGCUCAGCCAUGUUGAGAAGUCGCUCAGCGCUGAGAGCGAAGGAACUGCAGCCCGCCAUUGUGUAAAUUCUAAGCUCUGUAGAGAGACAGGGGCACACGGCUAACUCUCAAAUAUACAUUUACAACACCCUGCCGCUUAAUAAAAAAAAAAUAAAUUAAAUACAAAGGCUUCAGGGAUAAAGACAUGUCAGCCAGCAGCCUUCUUGAACAGAGACCGAAAGGCCAAGGAAACAAAGUCCAAAACGGAGCUGUGACCCAAAAGGAUACUUUGAAUGAUGAUGAGUUUGAGCCUUACCUGAACACUCAGGCCAGACAGAGCAAUGCCUACACGGCCAUGUCAGACUCAUACAUGCCCAGUUACUACAGCCCUUCCAUAGGAUUCUCCUACUCCCUGAACGAGGCGGCCUGGUCCACAGGUGGUGACCCGCCCAUGCCUUACCUGGCCUCGUACGGACAGCUGAGCAACGGGGAGCACCACUUCCUGCCCGACGCCAUGUUCGGCCAGCCUGGCCCGUUGGGCAGCAACCCUUUCCUGGGGCAGCACGGUUUCAACUUCUUCCCCAGCGGCAUUGACUUCUCCGCCUGGAGCAACAGCAGCUCACAGGGACAGUCCACGCAGAGCUCCGGCUACAGCAGCAGCUACGCUUACGCGCCCAGCUCCCUUGGGGGCGCCAUGAUCGAUGGACAGUCACCCUUUGCCCAGAAUGAGCCGCUCAACAAGGCCCCUGGCAUGAACAGCCUGGACCAGGGUAUGUCGGGUCUUAAGAUUGGAGCUGGGGACAUGGGUGCCCCAAAGGUGGUGGGCUCCGGCCUCCCGGGGGGGACCCUGAAUCAUGCCCACAGCCAGGUGUCUGGGGGAGCUCCCAGCAUGCCACUGGCUCCUGUUUCCAUGGCUCCCGCUAAGCCAGCCUCCUGGGCGGACAUUGCCAGCAAGCCGGCCAAGCCGCAGCCCAAGCUGAAAACCAAGGGGGGUGUGGCAGGGACCAACCUGCCACCGCCGCCCAUCAAACACAACAUGGACAUUGGCACUUGGGACAACAAGGGGACCAUGCCCAAAGCGUCCACCCCCCAGCAAGCACCUCUUCCCAGCAACGGGCAGCCGACCAAUCAGGCAUCUCCUCAUCCGGGCGCCACGGCCGGAGGGACCCCGCACCUGCCCCUUAGCAACGGACAGUUGGUGGCGCCAUCGGCCCAAAUGGGGCAGCAUCAGACCCCCCCCAACGGGCAGCUGCAGUUCUCCCAGGGCCCGCCGCUGGCCUCCCAACCCUCUCAGCCCACCCGCUGGGUCCCCCCGCGGAACCGAACCAACGGCUUCGGGGACGCAGGCGGGGGGCCCGGGCAGUCGCCCCCGAACUCUGGUGUGGGAGGGGUGCCGGUGCCCUCGGACCCCCACCCCGUGCUGGAGAAGCUGCGCCUCGUCAACAACUACAACCCCAAGGACUUUGACUGGAACCCCAAGCAGGGCCGCGUGUUCAUCAUCAAGAGCUACUCGGAGGAUGACAUCCACCGCUCCAUCAAAUACAACAUCUGGUGCAGCACGGAGCACGGCAACAAGCGCCUGGACGCCGCUUACCGCUCGCUGGGGGCCAAGGGGCCCCUCUACCUGCUCUUCAGCGUCAACGGCAGCGGCCACUUCUGUGGCGUGGCGGAGAUGCGCUCGCCCGUGGACUACAACACGUGCGCCGGCGUGUGGUCGCAGGACAAGUGGAAGGGGCGCUUCGACGUCCGCUGGAUCUUCGUCAAGGACGUUCCCAACAGCCAGCUUCGCCAUAUCCGCCUGGAGAACAACGAGAACAAGCCGGUAACCAACUCCCGGGACACGCAGGAGGUGCCCCUGGACAAGGCACGGCAGGUGCUGAAGAUCAUCGCCGGUUACAAGCACACCACCUCCAUCUUUGACGACUUCUCCCACUACGAGAAGCGGCAGGAGGAGGAGGAGUGUGUGAAAAAGGUGGAGGUGCAAGGCAGUGAGCCGUACCCAAGUAAUCCGAACCCGAGCAGGAGUCAUUACAGACUUCAGGAGCGCCAAGGACGGGUCAAGUAACAGUCACUGCUUUGGGCAAGAGACUACAAUGCCCCCCUGCCCUUUUCCCUUCCACCCCCAUCACAUUCAGAUCUUUGAAGAAAUUCUAAAUGGGGGUGGGAAAUUAACCAAGGACAAAAAAAAAAACUAAAUGAAGACUUUCUUGAUUUCUUUUGACUUUAAAAGACUUACUUCGAACUUGUAGUAAAAGAAAAAGAAACAAUUAUUCAUAGGACUACAACUUAAAUGCAUAGCAUCCUUAGGUGAAUCUGUUUUUUGCCCGCCCCCAUUCCACUACGUAUUUUCUUUUUUUUUUUUUUUGUCAAAUGCUUUCUUUUUUCAAACAGUCAUGUUUUUACAGUCUGAGAGCAAGUCUGUAAUUCUUGUCACGCAAAAUGCUAGUGGAAAUUUUUAGUGUUGGCUACUAUUGGUGCCCGGAAGUCAAGGCAUGGGCCGCUUGUCUCUUUUCUUUGUUAAACCCCCCCCCCCCCUUCUGUGGGAGAAUAAAUCAUCCAAUCAGGGCGCAGAGAGGGUCUCCUCAGUGGAUAUUCAUCGUCGUGGCUACAGUCAUCGCUCCCUUUCCAAGAAGUGUGUCUCCUAUGCUUCCAUCUUCUGUUAUAAAAAGAGAACUCAACCGAAUGUUCGAGAUGACCUUGUGUUUAUUUCUUCUGUUGGGCAGCGAGUGUGUGUCUGCGUGCGUGUGUGGUGAGAGCCGAAAGCGGAACUAAUUGUUACGUUUAACCUUGGUCAUUGUAUAAUUUUGGUGUACAUCUGUACAAAACGGGCCCCUGUUUGCCGUCUUCGGAACGUAUACUUAACGUCUUUCUUGGAACGGGUUUAUUAAUGUUGCCAUUGGCUGCUUUCCUCCCGCCAUUUUUGUUUUCUCCUACUACUACUACUACUACCACCGUUUUCUUAAAGACGGUGUCGACGCGAGUGGCCUUGCCCCCACUCUUUCUAUUAAUCAGUUCGAAGUAAUAAAUGUGGUAUACUCAGCAAGAAA
Messenger RNA from Esox lucius (northern pike), 3036 nucleotides. It is a transcript of the gene ythdf2, whose product is annotated as YTH N(6)-methyladenosine RNA binding protein 2. The transcript is spliced from 6 exons. The record is from RefSeq and is a predicted model, not a curated record. Bases 195 to 2054 code for a protein of 619 amino acids. Gene Ontology annotation, cellular component: cytoplasm. Gene Ontology annotation, biological process: mRNA destabilization. Gene Ontology annotation, molecular function: N6-methyladenosine-containing RNA reader activity; mRNA binding. Lineage: Eukaryota; Metazoa; Chordata; Actinopteri; Esociformes; Esocidae.